Messenger RNA from Symbiodinium sp. CCMP2456, 1392 nucleotides. Lineage: Eukaryota; Dinophyceae; Suessiales; Symbiodiniaceae. The record is from the annotation of a GenBank genome assembly.
AUGAUCCUCACAGAGGAGGUGGCGAAGUUAUUCAGCGGCUUACAAAAGGCUUUGCGCGAUGCAGAAGCCGACCUUAAGGAGCUUGCAAGCUCCCAGCAAACGAAGCUGGAGAAGGCGCUCUCCGAGGCGGAAGAGUCCCGGGACGAGGUGGAUAGGCAAAGGACCAAGCUCGAGGAUGUCCGCGACGAAGCUCGCAAAGCUCGCCAGGAAAAGCUUGAUGUGGAGGAGAAGCUGGACCAGCACGUCGAGAAGUUCAACAAGAAAAGGGACCAGAACCGCAAGCUCAUGGAACACAUCCGCGAACUGGAGUCCGAGAUCGACACGCUGCAGGGCCAGCUGGAGGAGACAAAGCUAGGGCCAAAGAAGAGCAAAAGCCCGGAGAACGAGGAAUCCCCGCUACGGCGGAAAAAGACACGAGAACCGGAGCUGGUUGACCUGGAGGCUGAAGAAGAGGGUGGCAAAGAGGAGAAGGACAAGGACGACGAGCAAUCCGAGGAGAAGAAUCGUUCUCCCGAGCGCCGAAAGUCCGUGAGCCGCAGCAGGAAAGCCAACCGCGAUCGCAGCCGCGGUGGUGAGCGAGAUCGAAGCCGGGAAAACAACCGCGAUCGCAGUCGUGGUGGUGAGCGAGAUCGAAGCCGGGAAAACAAAAAGGAGGUAGCUCGGUCGAGGGAGCCGCGGCGGCGUUCGGCGAGCCGCGAUGCCAAACGCGACCGCAGUCCGCAGGAGGACAACCGCGACAGGGAUGCUCGCAGGCGGUCCCCGCGAAGCCGCGAGAAAAAGGCCGAGCGUUCGCGCGAGCGCUCGCGCGAGCGCUCACGCGAGCGUUCACGCGAGCCUCGCCGGCGUUCUUCGCAUAGCCGCGAUGCCAAGCGCGACCGUAGCCAGAAGGACCGUUCCAGAGAACCGCGUCGACAGUCGCGCCGACGAUCGUCGCACAGCCGCGACGGAAAGCGUGAACGCAGCCGACAGGCAGAUCGGUCCCGAGAGCCUCGGCGAAGAUCUUCUGCUAGCCGCGAUGCCAAGCGCGAUCGAAGCCGAGAGGACGGCCGCGACAGGCAUGACAGGUCGCGGUCCCGUGGCUACAGAAGGCGGAGCCGAAGCCGGGACAUGGGACGAGGCGGCAAAGGUGGUGGCAAGAGCAUUCCGAACCUUUGCUUCCUCUAUGUUAUUGACAAGUGCCGCAAAGGUGACCGAUGUGAAGCGAGACACCCCGACGAUCGUGAGUGCCGGAUGCUUCGAGAUAGGAUGGAAAACACCCCGUGCAAGUUCGGCGCGGACUGCACUCGCAAGGACUGCGUCUUUAAGCAUCCUGAGGGCUACAGGAAGCCUGGCGGCGGGGGUGACCGCGACCGUGACCGCGACGAAAAAAAGCGAGGCCGAAGCAGCAGCUAG